CUAUUGGCUCGAGGGUCUGCGGUCUCCUCUGGAAACGCAAGUCGUGGCUCCGUACCCCGGACAUUGACGUCGAUACCGGCCGCCGUGAGCUGGACUGGGACUACAUCAAUGCCCAGCGUGCCGAGAUGGAGUCGUGGCCGCUGUGGAGGAAGUGGUUCAACAAGAUCUUUUAAGAGCGUUCUAACUCUGCAUUUGCAUACCAUAAUUGCAUGUCUUCCUGUCUCUGUCCAUCAUGUAGCGGCGCGCAGUCGAUGACGGGUUCGGUUGCGGCCGAUAGAUGCGGGCUUUUGGUGCUUGCGAAUGUGAUAGAGGGAAUCGUAGCAUGUGUAGUGCUCAAAGUACCUAAUUUAGCAUCUUGUCAUGAUGAUGGAUUGGGUCUUGAUCUCGUGCUUAUGUUAUUGUAUUGUCGUGGAUGUGGUCGUGGUCGUCGGUGGGAUGAUAUUCGAUUCGAGGGAGUGUGUCUGAUCGUCUGUCUGCGUGCCCUCUCGACUCGACUCGACUGCGUGUGCGAACGGUUCGAUGGAAGUAGCGGGCGUGGUUGCAUGGUUGCGUCGUUGCGUCGUUGCAUCCUUGCAUGGGGGCGCUGUAUCAACAUCUUCACACCAUUUCUCAACUACGCACGGGGGCGGGCUCUCGAGUAUUUAAAUAUGCCAUGCACGGCUAUGGGGAUAUUUAUUAGGCUACAGCUACGGCUUGGUCCCGCCGACGUCGGAAUCGUCGGGGGGCUGAAGUCUGGGGUUGAGAGGUCCAGAGGCGACGCCUCUCGCCUCAGGGUUGGGUUGGGUUGAGAUUUGAGUACAUAUAUGGCCGGAGGGCGCGCGAACGACAUGUCAUGAACACGGAAAUCAAUUUUUGCGAGGGACGCGAUGCGACUUAUUAUUUCAUUAUUUCAUU
Messenger RNA from Westerdykella ornata, 894 nucleotides. RefSeq lists its product as uncharacterized. Bases 210 to 788 code for a protein of 192 amino acids. The record is from RefSeq and is a predicted model, not a curated record. The transcript is spliced from 2 exons. NCBI's taxonomy places the organism in Eukaryota, Fungi, Ascomycota, Dothideomycetes, Pleosporales, Sporormiaceae.